AUGAAACUCUUGGAAAAAAUGGUUUAUAUGAAUGUUUUGAUGACGAUUAUGGCGAUUUGGUUCGUGUCCAUUAGUUACGGUCAAGGAGCCGAGUCACCAAUGGCAGGUGUUGUAGCCGAGGCACCAACGAUUGAUGAUGCAUCCGACUCACCUGGAGCUGACGGAUUCAACAACGGUUGGUAUGACGCACGAGCCACAUUUUACGGUGACAUCCAUGGUGGAGAGACUCAAAAGGGAGCUUGUGGAUAUGGUGAUCUAUUCAGACAAGGCUAUGGUCUAGCCACGGCGGCGUUGAGCACAGCACUCUUCAACAACGGGUACACGUGCGGGGCUUGUUUCGAGGUCAUGUGCGCGCAUGAUCCACAAUGGUGUUUGCCCGGAUCCAUCAAGAUCACAGCUACAAAUUUCUGUCCACCAAAUUACAGCAAAACCACAGACCUUUGGUGCAACCCACCACAAAAACAUUUUGAUCUCUCCCUUGCAAUGUUCCUCAGGAUCGCCAAGUACAAAGCCGGGGUUGUCCCGGUUAGAUACAGACGUGUUCCUUGCUCGAAAACCGGUGGUGUCAAGUUCGAAACUAAAGGAAACCCUUAUUUCUUGAUGGUCUUGCCGUACAAUGUAGGAGGAGCCGGAGAUAUUAAGGCCAUGCAGGUUAAAGGAAGCAGAACCGGAUGGAUAACCAUGAGGAAGAAUUGGGGACAGCACUUGACCACCAAUGUUGUGUUGACCGGACAAGGUUUAUCAUUCAGGGUUACGACGAGUGAUGGGGUUACUAAGGAUUUUAUGAACGUGGCACCACAUAAUUGGGGAUUUGGUCAGACUUUUGAUGGAAAGAUUAACUUUUAG
Molecule: messenger RNA, 846 nt
Organism: Thlaspi arvense
Lineage: Eukaryota; Viridiplantae; Streptophyta; Magnoliopsida; Brassicales; Brassicaceae
Source: the annotation of a GenBank genome assembly